Messenger RNA from Amorphotheca resinae ATCC 22711, 2002 nucleotides. RefSeq lists its product as hypothetical. Bases 172 to 1773 code for a protein of 533 amino acids. Gene Ontology annotation, biological process: transmembrane transport. The transcript is spliced from 5 exons. The record is from RefSeq and is a predicted model, not a curated record. Gene Ontology annotation, molecular function: transmembrane transporter activity. Gene Ontology annotation, cellular component: membrane. Lineage: Eukaryota; Fungi; Ascomycota; Leotiomycetes; Helotiales; Amorphothecaceae.
CGAUAAUCCGAUAUCUUCCAGACCCCCAACUUACGAAUCUCUAGUUCUCAACACACCGUGCCACAAUUGAGUCCACGAGCAUGAUCCAUUUCAGCCAUCGUUGAUUUCCACAUCCUGCAUCAUGAUAAAGCACUGAAACCGCCCUUCUCUGAAUCCAGUCCGGCACCAACCAUGUCGGAGAAAUCCCUACAAACGGCGCGGGUGGUGUCGAGCGUGGCGGCGACAUUGAUAUCAUUGGCAUGCGGAACCAACUAUGUCUAUUCGGCAUGGGGUCCCCAAUUUGCAGACAAGCUACGCCUAUCAUCAACGCAGCAGAACCUGAUAGGCGCGGCUGGAAAUCUGGGGAUGUACUCGAUGGGGAUACCUAUUGGAAUGCUGGUGGAUACAAAGGGACCACGGAGCGCUGUCCUAAUGGGCGCAAUACUUCUGGGCGCGGGCUACUUCCCUCUACACCAAGCAUAUGAUAGGGGGUCAGGGUCAAUGCCGUUACUCUGCAUGUUCUCCUUCUUCACUGGCCUUGGUGGCUGCGCUGCCUUCGCCGCUGCUGUGAAGACGUCCGCCCUUAACUGGCCUCACCAUCGAGGGACUGCCACCGGGAUUCCCGUAGCCGCCUUUGGAUUGAGCGCCUUCUUCUUCUCCAUGUUUGCACAAUUUGUGCUCCCAGGAUCGACAGGACACUUUUUAAUGCUGCUUGCCUAUGGGACCUUUGGACUGGUGUUUGUCCCUUUCUUCUUCCUACGGGUCCUGCCACAUCCACAUUACGCCGCCGUGCCGACAACCGAAGCUGGAAUGACCGACUCGCAACAGCUUUAUAGGACAAGAUCAGAGGAGAGCAAGUAUCGUGCCGCGCGGGUCCUCGUGGAAGAGCCAGGUAGGUCUACUUUUGUAGUUCCGUAUUCCGGCCAAGAAGACAACCUAAGUCAAGAUACAGCGGCCGAGGCACCUGGCGGCGUGAUGUCCGAGACUUCUUCCUUGUUGUCUAGAUCCACAAGCUCGUCUCCGGGCGAUAUUCCUGAAGAGAACCAUGUUAAGGAUCAUGCCCACCGUGUAGAUAUCCGAGGUCUAAAGAUGUUACCCAUGGUUGAGUUCUGGUUGCUCUUCGUCCUCAUGGGGAUCUUGACGGGUAUAGGAUUGAUGACGAUCAACAAUAUUGGCAACGAUGCAACUGCCUUAUGGAGACACUACGACGAUUCCGCUACAGACGACUUCAUCAUGAAGCGCCAAGCCAUGCACGUGUCCAUUCUCUCCAUCUGUAGUUGCAUAGGCCGACUCACAAGUGGCGUAGGAUCCGACUUCCUCGUCAAAGUCCUCAAAGCGUCGCGGCUCUGGUGCCUCACGCUCGCCUCCCUCGUCUUCCUCAUCGCGCAACUCUCCGCGCUCUCGAUCCAAAACCCGCACUUCCUCACCCUCGUAUCCAGCCUCACGGGUCUCGGCUACGGCUUCCUCUUCGGCUGCUUCCCAUCCCUCGUCGCCGAAGCUUUCGGCGUGCACGGUCUGAGCACCAACUGGGGCUGCAUGACCCUGUCCCCGGUCCUCAGCGGCAACAUCUUCAAUCUGUUCUACGGCGCCGUCUACGAUCGCCACUCCAUCGUCAAGGGGAAUGGCGAGCGCGAGUGCACUGAGGGCUUGGCUUGCUAUCGUAGCGCUUACCUAGUCACCGUCGUCGCCUGCUUGCUGGGCUUGCUGGUCAGCCUGUUCAGUAUUCAGUAUACGCAGCGCGCGCGCCGCGAGGAGGAGGCCCGCAUUAAGGAUUUGGAGGGCAGGGAGGCCUAGAUAGCCCCGGGGGGCGCUUUUGUUGUUAUGAAAUCUUAUCUCAUCAUGACUUGCCUGCUUGCUUGCCUGCUUGCUUGCUAGCUAGCUUCCGUCUUUUACAUAUUUGUUUCCUUGAUUUUCUGUUUCCGUGUCAUGCCUUCGUUCCUUUUCUUUUUUUUUCUUGUUCUCGAGUCACGAUCGAUCGAAUUAUGUGUAACCUGGUAGGCGUUGGAUAAAUAAAUAGAUAGGU